This is a messenger RNA of Danaus chrysippus (African queen), 228 nucleotides long. Lineage: Eukaryota; Metazoa; Arthropoda; Insecta; Lepidoptera; Nymphalidae. The record is from the annotation of a GenBank genome assembly.
UUGGACGAUCAGUUGGUCUAUCAGUUGGUCGACCAGUUGGUCGAUCAGUUGGUCGAUCAGUUGGUCGAUCAGUUGGUCGAUCAGUUGGUCGAUCAGUUGGUCGAUCAGUUGGUCGACCAGUUGGUCGAUCAGUUGGUCGAUCAGUUGGACGAUCAGUUGGUCAAUCAGUUGGACGAUCAGUUGGUCGAUCAGUGGGUCGAUCAGUUGCCCAACCAGUUGCCCGACUAG